UAAAAACUAUAAUGUGGACCACAAACCGAUACUGACAUUUCGUGUAAUACAUGCGAAUGUUUCGAGACAGGAAUAAAGUCGUCGUCCACAAAUCGGUCAGACUCUCACUGAUUUUAGAUUUGUUCGGACGUGCCAAUUUUACCUGAAAGUUAGGAACUAUCGUGGUAAUGAAUAGCAAGAAAAAGAAUAAAAACCGCCAAAAUAAACCACCCAAUCCAAUUCCUCCUCAGAAACAAGAGGUUAGUGAACCCUCGAGUCCAUCUGAUGUGACAAAUACUGAAAUUGAGAGUGUUGUGGAAGAACGUGUGCCUAUUAUUGAAACUGCAUCUGCGGAAGUGAAAGAAACCGAGGAAACUCCUAAGAAACCGAAGAGAAAUAGAGGUAAAAAGAAAACAGAUGAUGACAAGAGUGUUAAAGAAGAUGUCAUUAAGAGUGAAGAGCUUGUUGUAGAAACCGAGGUGAAAGAUUCAUUAGAUGAAUCCAAUAUAGCCCCCACCGCUCGUAAAAAGAAAAAUAAAAACAAAAAGGGCCCGGGAUCUACCCAAGGUGAAAAAGAAGAUGAGUUGAAAGUUGAAAAAGAUGCUCAAAUAGAUGAAAGUACUGGCCAGACCCAGAGUCUAGAUGAACUGUUAAUUAUAAAGGAAGAACCGGAGCCUGAAAUAAAAUCAGCGAAGAAAAAGAAUAAAAAGAAGAAAAAUCGCAAUGAUUCUGAAAGAUCUGAUAAAGCAGAAGAAGUAUCUUGUACGUCUGCAUUCCAAAAGCUAUUGUCUGAAAGUGUACAUAUUGAAGCUAACCCACUACCUUCUACAGACGACAACAGUGUUUCAGAAGUUACGGACAAGAACGUGGAAAAAACACCAUUAGCUUCUAUACAUCCUGAUAAUAUUUUAAAAGAAAUACCUCAAAAAGAUGAAGGUGCCAAAAAUAAGAAAAAGAAUAAAAAAGAUAAAAAGCCACAGGUUGAUCUUGAUGUAGCAAAAACUCAAGAAGAAAUAAAGCCUCAUGAAAUAGUGGCAGCUGAUAAUCUUAACAUCUCAAGUCAAGUUUCGGAAAUCAGCAGUGAAAAAAUUGUACAAGACACCCCUGAAAAACAAAAAAUUGAUGAAUCAUUGCCCUCUUGUUCUACAGCAGGUGAAAUCAGUUCAAGAAAUAAAGCAAAAAUUGCAAAACCGGUAGAAAAAAAGAAGCAAGAAAAAUGUAAAGAGAUUGUUGAAAAAGUCGCAGUUGAGGAUGCGAAAGUUACCCCAAUGGAACCUAGAGAAGAAAGAACUGACAUUUUACAAACAGAAGAUUUAGAUGAUGUAAUAUUAGUGCCACUAACGGAUAUUGCCCCAGACUGGCAAGAAGAAGAGAAAAUAGAAGAAGGCAACGGACCAGUCAUAGGUUGUGAAGAUAAACAAGACACAAUAGAACUUGAACAACCAUGCCUUAACCUCGAUAAUACUAAAAAUAAGAAAAGUUCCCCAAAACCAACGAGGAGAACUGAAACAAUGGUAUCUUCUGCUGUGAAAUCUGAAUCUGAAAUAAGUAGUACCUCAAAAGACUUGGCAGACCAAAAGCCUGUGUUGAAUCCGGACUUAAAAGUGGAUAUAAGUCCAGAAGGAAAAAAUGAUCACAAAUCGACACACACUGAAAUCAAGGGUCAAAAUAAGAAAAAGGAUAAAAGAAAGAAAUCGCCUAAACCUACAACGCAUAUUGAGACAGCACCAGAAAUCGACAUUCCAAUUGCAUCCUUGUGUGCAAUGCCAAAAUCUGAUCAAAAAGAAAUCUUUACAACAUCGCUAGAGCAUGCAGAGGUUUUACUUGAAGAGAAACAGCAUGACAGUCAUUCUGAAUCCAAACCGCCACUAUUAGAAAAAGCCAACGUUUCUGGUAAUGAUGAAAAUAAAUCUAUAAAAAUAUCAAGUGAAGAUGACCCGAUGAGUUCUGAAAUAAAGGCAGAUGUUGUGGAAGCAGAACUAACUCCUGCGAUGUUACCAGCAACCAGCUCGGACACAGGUAGAAUACAAACUGAAGAUAUGCCUGUAGCGCAUCCAGACGUUCAAGAUGCGAAAACGGCGGCCGAGAAAGAUCAAAUGGACCGCGUUCAGACUCCUGACAACUUGAAGCGUCCAAAAAGAAAGAAGUCGCCAAAACCUAUGAUUGAUCUUAGCGUAGCGUCAGGCUCUAAAAGCGCUCAAAAAUCAAAUCAAACUUUGAACAUCGACGACAUCAUUAUUAUUCAAGCUGAGGUUGUAAGUGAAGAAAAGGCUCAAAAAGCUGACUCAUUUAUUGUAAGUGAAGAAAGUACUGAUAAAAAAGACACAAUUCGUGCAGAUACUAAACAUGGAUGUGAAAAGUCUAAAAAAAGAAAAAAAUCUCCUAAACCUCCUCAGCAGGGGUGUUCACAAGAAUUGAAAGGUACCACUGAAAGACAAUGCAGUUUAGAAACUCAGGGAGAAGUACAAAUGCCUAUAACUCCCAAGCCACAAGAUACGAAGCUAUCACAAGCAAUUCUUGCCGUAGAACUCGAGACACCAAAGAGUGAUUUUCCUUCACCUAACGAAGUAACACCUGAUUUUAUAGAACAUCCAAGAUGUCCAAGUGAGCAACUUGACGGUAAUAACAAUAUGGUCAUUCAAGAAAUUCAAAAUAUAGAUGGGAAUUUGAAUGUACCUGUAAUAAUACCCGAUACGCCGUUUGUACAAAGUUCUAAUAUCAGCAGUCCGGAAUUGAUACCAAGCGGGAUAAGGGUUAUAAAUAUGGAAUCUGAUAAAAAACCCCUCGAAGAAAAAACUGAUCUUAAAUCAAAAGUCUUGGAAGUAAAUCAAGAUAUGGAAGAAUUAAGAAUGUCAAUUGAAAAGUCGUUAGCGGAAUUGACAUCAUUAGAAAAAAGUGAUGAAACUGAAAAAAAUAUAGAAAAACAAAAUAAAGAAAAUGAUGGAAAAACUAAAAGUUUUGAUAUCAAACAAGAAACACUUGUAGUUGAAAAUCGGCCUGCUUCUGACGCAAUUGUAGAUAUGUUGGCGAAAGAUGAUUUUAAACAUGCAGAAGAAGAAUCAACUUGUAAAGAACCUGUUUGUCCUGCAAGAAAAGACCACAAAGGAAAAGGAAAAUCUAAAAAGAAAUGUAAACAAGAAUCAACAAUACAAACUACUUCAUCACAGUCAUCCAUGAAUACGACUGGCACUGAAAAGUCAUCAAAGCCUGAAAAUAAAAACGAAGAAGCUAAUAAGUCAGAUCAAGCAUCUAGUAAUACACAAGGAAAAGAAAAACAACAGGCCAGUGAAACCAAAGGUAAUAAAGAUGAUGACUUAAUGGGAAGUGAAAAUGUUGGGAAAAAUAAUCAAACCGAAUUCAAACCUAUUGAAAAUUUUGAAGAUGCCAUGACUUCCAGUGUUGACGAUGUAAAUAAAACGUUUGAAAUUAUUGCCAACGAAGCAAAUUCCAGAUUGUCUAAAACACAAAAUAAUCCAGAGAUUAACGUCACAGCACCACAAGAAGAUGAUAAAAAAAGUAGUCAAGAAAAACAAAAUCCCGUUUCGCCGCCAAAAAACUUGUUAGGCCACCCCGACAUUCCUGUGCCAUCGAGUAGAAUCGACUAUAAAAAAGAAAAAAAUAAAACGCCAAAUUGCAGACAAGCGAAAGUUAAAAUAAAAGAUGCGAAUCAAGUAGAAAUAGAAAUUCCGGAUAAAUCUAAAGAGUCUCAGACAGAGUCUAAAAGUAAACUCUUGAAUUUUAAGAAACCUGACGAGUCAACAUGUGUCACCAAUCAAAAUGAAGAUUACAUUUAUAAGUACAGUUUUCGCAAAGUGUUUCUGCAAUGUGCGUGCCAUGUCUGCAAAAAGGAUUUAAAACCUACUAGAGUCCCAUGUAGCUACUGCAAUUUAAUAUUCUAUUGCAACCAGAAACAUAAGGACGAAGAUUACUCCCAACACCAAGCUUUGUGCUUUGCCGUUUCGACCAUAGUUCAUUUGAAAGAUCACAAGUUUAUCUACGCCGACUCGCGCAACGUGACUGGUCACAACUACCGCCUCUUGCGCAUGCAGAUGAUCGUGUCCUGUGAGAAGGUGCUUAAGCGCAGGCUGGCACCGUGGGAGCAGGAAGCCCUGCUGUACCCCAGGAUGUGUGCUCUUCCUAGCUGUCGGGAGUGGAGACAAGCCAAACUUGUAGAUUGUGAGGGAUGUGGACAGAUAUCGUAUUGCUCGGAACAUCCAGACCACCUCCCAAAGAGCCACUCGCGUUGGUGCAAGUCCUAUAACCUGUAUCGUGGGCUGGUAAAGCACCAGCAAACGAAAGGCCGUCUGGAACCGAAACUGCCUACACGAGUGCUGGAACUGACUCCUUUGCCGGAGAACAUCAAUGAAGUUUUGGCAGCGAUGUAUGAACAGAAAAUUGACAUGAGCGAUAUUGAGUAUGCAGCGCUUACGCAGCUUGCGACCGCGCCUCUUACAGCACUCUUCUGUUUGCAGUACAGACCAAACACCGCUACUGGAAACACUAAGAAAACUUUAACGCUCCACAUUGUGGGUGCUGAGCUUCAAUUUGAAGCCGACGUGCUUAACAAGUGGGAGGUGUUUCUGCUACACCUGCUGCCUAAUGUCGAGGAAAUGAAAGUUGUGCUGGUUGGCCCGGACCUAAACCCAUCCAAUUUGCCGCUGGACCUGCUUGGGAAGAUCAGAUAUUGCGAAAACUGCCUAAGGAAGAAACGCCGAGUAGUAUUCGGCUUUCAGGACAAACGAACCUAUCACGAGUUCUGGGCGAGCGAGGACUUCACAGAGCCUGACUUGGUUUGCGCCUUCAACCCAAGCAUACAGCGUUCUUCCGCCUACAACGGGAAGGACACCUGGCCUGCCACAAUCAAUUGCAUCCUUAAGCUCAAAUCUCCUUUAGCUAUCACUUCCUACACCCUCUCAGAGCUGACCAGCGACCUCCUCAGAGUUCAGGAGUGCGCUACAGUGCGCUAUAAUGUUCUGUGCGCACCAAGAAAUAAUUGUUUUGCAAGCGUACGCCCGGAUAGGAAUUUCAUCUCAGAUGAUGAAGCCCCUCUUUUGUUUAAGAAUCAUUGUGUCACCGUUGUAUGUGGUGCUUAGUACGUUUAGGUCAAUAAGAUUGUUUGUUUGUUUAAAUAAAACCCUCGGCCUUGGCUAAUGUAUAAAAAUUAUUGAAUUUUGUCUCCAUUAGCAAAUGACAACAACCUAAGUUAUGACGCCAUGGACCAAAAUGUUUGUAGAUAGGCUGUUAGUACUUACCAAGAGUUUUUUGGGUCCAGAAGUGUCGUCUGAUAAUUUUGUGCGCGUCCUGAAAGACACGUCAUAAGCGUCCGCCCCUUGUCCGCCCCAACUACUUCCGUUGAUGAAGCUCGUUUGUUGUUUACGAAUCAUUGUAGGUAUUCACUUUGUAUGUUGUGUUUACAUUGUUUCAAUAAAUUUGUUUCUGAGUU
Molecule: messenger RNA, 5422 nt
Organism: Leguminivora glycinivorella
Lineage: Eukaryota; Metazoa; Arthropoda; Insecta; Lepidoptera; Tortricidae
Product: titin
Exons: 7
Coding region: 168-5072 (1634 amino acids)
Cellular component (GO): extrinsic component of mitochondrial inner membrane
Source: RefSeq, a predicted model, not a curated record